UGACUGGUGGGAUUAAAAUUACCAGGAAAGUAAUCGUUUAGCACAUUUUUUUACUGAAAAUUUUUUUGUGCAACCCUCAUGUUUAGAUAUAAAAACUAUAACCCCCAAAUGGUUUAUACCUCAUUGGGACCCAAUUUGACAUGCUUUCUAGUCCAUUUUGACCCCGCAUGGCCAAUUUCAAGCUUUUACCACAAAGCAGCACAAAUUUUGCAAAACUGUGACUUAACUUGCCCUAUACCACCAGACUGUGUAUGGAAACUGCAGAGAAUAAUUCAAUUAACAGUAAAAAAUGAAAAUGCACUGCCCAGUGUGCCCUCCUCCCACAACUGAAUUAAAUUUUCAGCACAAUCAAAUUCAAUUAACUUUCCAUGGCAGUAUAAAUUCAACCAUCAAACACACAAAUUACCAUAUUAGUUGACUCUUCUUUUGGUAUUUAAAACCUGUUUGUUUUGUAAAGAACAUUUUGAAAGACUUUUUUUGUUUAGAAAUUUUGUUCCCAACAAUAUUUACAUUUAGGGAAAUUACCUUGGGGAAAUUUGAAUUCGUAAUUUGGAUAAUUAGACGAUGUUAGAGUUUCAAAACAAAGCAAAAGCGUUCAGAAUUUAUCAGUUCUAUUUUUGAAACUGAAAGCAAAACAGGGCAGCAGGGCUGUGCCUUCCGUAUAUCAAGAAGAAAAGUAAAUGCAUUUAUACAUGUACCGGCACUGGCACCUUGCGUAGUCAAGUGCUCGCAAUCCUUUGAUUUAAAACCAGUUGUCCUUUAAAAGGUAGAAGAGUUAUUUUGCUCCAGUUCCAGUGAUUUGAAAUAAUUCCUGAAAAAAUAAGUAUUUUUGCCUUCUGUGGGGCAGUGUUAGAUGCUGCUCUGUGUCAAAUGUCAGAAAGCUGUGUCUCACUCAAAUGGAUAGAAAAUAUGUUAACUGAAAUAGAACUCACAUAGCGUAUACCGGAUUCGGUGUUAAAGUAGCUUGUGGUAGUUUUAGAGGCAGAAGUGCGUACAUGUACAUGUGACACAAGAAUAACAAUUGUUGAAUGACAAAGCUUCUCAAUAACAUGUGUACACAUGGAGUGCAGGGACCAAUAUAUCAGUUAAUACAGCUUCCACAGAAUUAUUUGGGAAGUGUUUCGGUCUUCAAGAGGAAAUACAUGUAUCCUGGUUUUUAUUUGUUUUGGGCUGGUUUUUUGAUGGUGUACAUUAUAAACAUACGGACAGGGAAUGUUUCCUGCACAGUGUGGCAAUUCAACUCAAACACUACAAAGGUUUGCCGUGCAUGUUUGCAUUUCAUGUCAGUGAAAUGAAAGUCUGGCACGCUUGGAGUUGUCAAAGGCAGUACAAUAUAUGUGGGAAGCAGCCCGCUGAUUGGAUAGUUGUAACCGUUUUGUCGUUCGGGUUUGUCAACAAGCUGAGGGGUUUAAGUGUUUCUGUAGUGACAUACGCGUAUCGCUCUUCACAUAAUGAACGUGAUAAUCGUGUGGAUUUCUUGGUGCUGCGUGUCAACUCUGCUGCAGUGUCAGUGAUGCCGACCAAACUAGCAGGUUUGGAUUGACACUAGGGACCUGUUUUCUUGCCGGGAAUUUCUUGAAAGUCUCAUCAUGGAGAUGACGGAAACUUCAGUUGGCUUUUUGAUUGUCGGUAGAAUCACAAGCCACAAGUGUUUGUACUGGAAUAUUUUCUUGAAUUCAUCAGUGUGCUGUGUACAUCACGACCGCGUAAAGCCUUGUGGAAUCUGCCAUUGAUUUGAAAAUUGCUUUCUGUAAACACAUGCUUUGAGAACUACAUGUACUUAAUAAUAACCCAGGGUUAUUAAUGUAUAGCAUAAUCUCUUUGUCAGUGCUAAAAACAAGACUUUUACUUGUACAUCUUACCAGAUGCACUGGCAUAAGAUGUCAUAUCGAUGUUGAUUGCAUACUUCUGAUAGAGGAUGAAACUGUCAAAGCUUUUUUUCCCUCCUGAUUGCCAUUUUCUUCAUAAACGUUUAGGUGUCUCAUUUUUAACCUGCUGAUGACAAAAGGUUUUUACACACACAAGUAUGUAAGAUGGAAGGAAAUCUUGACCGAGGGUCUUCCAAAAGGGCCGAUCCAGACUUGACCCGAGGUGACGCGCACAUGAGUAAAUUUAAGGCACUGCAGAUGGAAGACCAACAGGCAUAUAUAAAUAUGCAGACACUGAUUUCCAUCAGUGAAGAAGACAUGAAUGAUUCUGCACUGAGCGUUUUGUCUCCCAGGAGACAAUCCAGACGCCGCCGUCAGAGCGCAAAGCCGUGCAGCUUCUGCUCAAGUGUGCCGUGCUCUUGCACCGUGGACAAACUUCGGGGAAACUUGAAAAAUGCCGCGGAAAAAUGUCAGUUUCUAGAAAUGCAGAACAGGGCAUUGUGGGUGGAGGUGGUUGCCCUCCGGAAUUGGAAGAGCCGUGUCAUGUCGUAUCAGCCAAAAUAUACCAAGAGCCUCCUCCUGCCUGCUGCCACGCACCCCUCCAGGGCUUCCUCCCAUGAGGAAUUCAUCAGUCCCCAUCAGCAAUAUGUCAAGGACUCCAUGGAACUCUCCCUGCUAACCAGGCUGGUCCACACCAAGCCCAUCUGGUUUCUGCCCCACACUCAGCGAACGGCAGCGAUUCACUACCUCCAAGGCCAAGCUGUUGGGAGCUUCCUCGUGUGCCAAGCAAGAGAUAAGGACGGCCUUGUGCUGGCAAUGAAGCACCCAGGGAAAGGAACGGGAUUGUACAUUGAGAAGUUGCCUAUUCUUAUCUCUCAGAAUGGGGUAAAGCUGUCCAGGUCUGCAGAAGAAUUCUCCACCAUUGAGGACCUUAUUCUGCACUACCUGCAUCAGAAGGGUACCCUGCCAUGCAAGCUGGUGCUUCCGCCAGAAAUUAUGGCUGCUCGCAACAUCCGAGCUUUGCAAUCGCUGGCACUGUUUGAAGAAGAAUUCUGGGUAAGAAAUCAAUGUCAACUUGGUGUUCCUAAUCAACAAGUUGAAGGACAGAGAGACUUUCCAGAAUCCACAGGAUCCCCCAGGGCUUGGUCAACUCUUCCCAUCUUUCCCACAAAACAGCAAGAUUUUCAAUGGAGUACUCCGCCUUCAUCCAUGGCACCUAGUCUUUCAUCACCUGAAGGCUACAUGGUCAUGAACAAACAGCCUGUGUUUGCUCUGCAGACAUCAGCGGCUGCAAAAAAUGCUGGUGCUGCAGUGAAACUGGACAGCGGUGGGCAGGGAAUGCCUGUCGUAUCCCUGCGGAAUCAUGGUGUGGACAGCGUAGCAGCCCAGAAUAGACAGCUGCACAAAAGCUGGAGCUUUGAUGACAAGAACAAUCCAUUCAGACAAUCAGAGUUCAUGUCCACAAUUCCUGGGAGGAGUUUGCAGCAUGGGAGCAGUGACGACACCCUGCUAGCUAGCAUGGGGCGGCAGCCCAUCCGGUGUAGUACCCAAAGCCAGCAAGAAUUCCUGCUGCAGAAUGUGGGUCACUACCCCCCGCCUCUUCACAGCCCACCCCCUCCGCCAAAGGACACAAUGUGCACCACAAGAUCCCUUCAGAGUCCUCCCAUGUCCCCUCCGGUUCAUCGCAGCUCCGUGGAGUACUACAGACCCUUUGAGGUCACGCGGCAAGACCACCACCCUAUUGCCCCCCGACCGACGCUGCCUCCACCACCCAAACGCUCCGCCUCUCAUCCCCCUCAAGGACCACAUUAUCAGCAACCGCAGGCAGGCUUGUGCCAACCCCCAAACCUUUCCCAGUAUUCAUUUCCAAGAAGCCUCAUGGUACCUCAAGGUCCUGCAAGUGACUACACUAAGGUGACAGAACAGUUAGCCUCCCUGAAACGAACCAGUGUGUCAGAGACUCAACCUGAUCCAUCACAGCAACCUUCGUUUGGUUUGCUGAGAGGUCAGCCCAGUUUAGCCCCCAUUCUCAAACCUUCAGUGUCAUCGACACCACCACCUGUAACUCCCAAACAAGAAGUGAACCCACUUCACGAAUUUGAUCCAUUGUUUGCACCCAGUCAAUUCAAAGAGCCACCUUCAUCAUCUGGCCUUGUCUCAACUCAAGACGUCUUCAGUGCAACACCACCGCAGUUACCCGUCCAAGCUGACCCACAGUCCCAUCACAACCUCCCCACCUCAAGGUACGAUGCAACAGUUGGAAAGCUCCUGGAUUUGACACUUGACAGUAGUGAGGAGGAAGAGGGGGAGAAGGAACCCAAGGAGCCCAACAGAGGUAUGGAGACCCCGGAAUACAGUAGUGAAGACUUGGACCAAGAGGGAGAUGAUGAAGAAGAAGAUGAUUAUGAAGAAGGAGACAGGAUGAGAAGGGAUCGUAGCUCCUCGACGGCAGAUACGCAAAGUAGCCACAGUGGUGAAACGCAGUACCACAUUGGGGAACACUCAAGACAAGACCUCAAAAUGACGACAUUCAGCGACGAGGAUCACGAUGAACAGAGUUUUGAUAAACUAGCUGAAGUCAAGGCAUCUCAAACCAAGAAAAUCAAGAAGUUGAAGAAGAAAAAGAAGAUGAGCAAUUUCAGCAGGAUACAGAAGUAUGUUCUGCGAGGCAAAACCAAGAAGAAAAAAUUUAAAGACGACCCUGCAAAGGAGAUCCAGGCAGCCAUACACAAACUUGCCAGUAACAAGAGCAGCUACUUCAGCAUGAUGAUGGAAUGCUUCGUCCAGAACAUCAAGGACAAGGAAGAGAAGGAGAGACCAGACAUCUUGAUCCGCAACAUCAGGCAGUUCAUGAGUGGCAUGAAGAAUUACCUAUUCAACCGGCGAGAGCCCGAGGUGGAUGCAGCCAUGGACAAGUACUACAACCUGACCAUGGCUGAACUGGAUGCCAUUGUAGAGAGUGCCAUUCACCAUUACAUCUUAUUGCCACUCAAGCCCGAGAUCUACAAGUGUUUCAUCAACGAUCACAAAGAGUCUGGUGCCCUGGACAUACUGGACCACAACAUACAGCUGGCCCGGGCCAAGACCCCAGUAGAGUUGGGCAUCAAGGAAAACUACACACCACCAGAGGGUGAGAACCUGCAGAAAAUUCGACAGUAUUUCCACCAGUUGGAAGAAGCCUACUCACCCAUCAGGAAGCUGGAGCACCUCCUAAACAUAGUCAGGACUGUCUAUGACACGGUGGUUGACAAGAACUCUAGCAGGAUCCAAGCAGUACAGUCAAUGGGAGCAGAUGAUUUUCUUCCGAUGUUCAUUUACGUGUUGGUCCAAUGCGAGGUUGUCAAUGUUGAGAUUGAGGCUGACUACAUGUGGGGCUUGCUGGAACCCACAAUGUUGUCUGGAGAAGGAGGCUAUUACCUUACCACACUCAGCAGUGCAAUUUGCGUCUUGAAGCAGUUUGAGCAGGAGAACGUCUUCACAGAGACCAAGGGUUUCUUAUCUGUCAUGGUUGCCCUGGGUGAUGCUGAUGAUCAUGUGGUUCAUAAGACACUACCCGUCCUACCAGGCAUGAAUGCAGGCGAUGUCUCUCGUAUUCUGGCCCACAAGAUGAAGAUUGAUAAUGCCCAUCAGUAUCAACUCUACUUAAUAUCAGGAGAGGAAGAUACACCAAUUGGUGACAAUGAGUGCCCCCUGGAGAUAAAGGAGGAUAAAGGCACUCAGAUGAGGCCCUGCUUUGGAUACAAGAUAGAAGGCAGAGCAGUCACAUGGUUCCCUCUAUUGUUACCGUAGUGGACAGGCCUGCAGUGUGUGCCAAUGACUGAACAAAAUCUCAUCUCAAGUGGAUUGUUGUCCAUUUAAGUACGUGUAAUCACAGGAACAAAUGAAGAAAAAUUGUGGGAUCUUAAUCGAUGCAGUAUCUUCAAGAAUGCCUGAAAACUGUUUACAUCAAGUUUGUCUCUGUUUAUGCCAGCUACCUCAGCUGACCUUGUCAACUUGCAAAUGGGCUUGGCGAGGUUAAAAACUGUCUUCCAAAGAAGCAUUGUUUCUUUGUAAAUGAUCUCCCUGUAAGUCAACCUCAAGGUGCUUUUUCCACCAAGGCCAAGCUUAUCAGUGUAACUCGAGAAGGGGAAAUUCUUACUGGAUGUCAUCCCUUCUUUCUGCAGCAAAUCGAUUUAUGCAAAUUCCAGAACUGGAGAUAAUUUGACUCAUUUCUGAAAUCAAAUGGAUGGUGAAUGAAGUAGACGGUCAGUUGAAGGUCCUGACAUCCUUCUUUCACUAGCUCUAUCUCAAAGUUCAGCACUGUCUCCAGCCCUGGCAAUGACAUGGUCUCUGGUCCCAAAACCCAUUCUGUGAGCCAAAUGUUUGAUGUUUCUGUAGCUAACGAAUGAGUUACAUCAGUGUUGCAGUCGACCACCUUAAGACAAGUCGUGAGGUCACUCAUAAGUAGGAGGCUGUUGACAAAGCAAUGCUUUCGUUACAAUUCAGUUGAAUAGCUUUUAGCUUGAAUUUUGACUGGAGGUCCUGUGAUGGUCACAAAGGGUCUCAAAUACAACAGUGGCCUAGGUACAUGUACCCGGAAUCUUCAAAGUCAAUCAAUUUGAACUUAGGUAAUUGUAGUCCCAAGCUCAGGAUAAAGCCAAGCGAAGGGUUGGAAAAAAAAUCACCUGUGAAUCUAACAUUCCUGUGUACAGCCUCCUCUUUGGGAAAAUUGGUUGCUUUAGGGAUGUUUUCCUUCAAAUUUCUACACAGAACCUAUCUAAAUGGUGUCUGGUAGUGUCAUUUAAUUCACAUGGUUUGUAUGAAGUCAGUUUUCAAAAUACUUAUCCAAGAUUGGCAAAUUUGACUGAAAUGUUUCACCAUUAUUGAAGAUUAAUGAUUAUUGCAGAAAUGUUUUACUGUAAAAAUAUGUACAUAUUUUUCAGAGGCAUCCUGCCCUUUUGGGAUAUUUGCUUUAGUGCAGUUUAUUUAAUACCAAAGAACUUUAUGAAUUAAUUGAAACAUUUCAUAUAUCAAAGCAAUUUUUAUAACUAUAAAAACAUUGCAAUACUUAAAACUGGUAUCGGAAAGAAACUGGAAUUUUGUCAUGUUGAUGCAAGUUUCUGAUAAUUCUAUUUUCACAUAUUCAACUCCCAAGUUGUCUUCGCUAGAUCAUUUUGGACAAAGAUUUUGGUUUAAUUGGAAAUAGAAGGACUUCAAAAUUGCUGAAAAGCGAUUAUCUCCCAGCUUUGCUUUUUUUGAAAGCUCCUCAGAGCUGGUGUUUCUUGGUUUGUACCAGGAAUUUAAUGGGAAAUGUGUACUUGAUGGUGCACAGAUUUGAUGAUUCGUUCCUCCAAUUAAUCACAUCAAAGCGGUUUCCUCUUUUAGGUGGAUUUAUCUAUUACAGGUUCACUGAACUUCAGAGAAAAGAAACUAUUUUACAAUAAAAAGGUUAAGACAAUGAA
Molecule: messenger RNA, 7309 nt
Organism: Acanthaster planci (crown-of-thorns starfish)
Lineage: Eukaryota; Metazoa; Echinodermata; Asteroidea; Valvatida; Acanthasteridae
Biological process (GO): signal transduction; vesicle-mediated transport
Cellular component (GO): endocytic vesicle; cytosol
Molecular function (GO): small GTPase binding; guanyl-nucleotide exchange factor activity
Source: RefSeq, a predicted model, not a curated record